Molecule: messenger RNA, 2708 nt
Organism: Polyodon spathula (Mississippi paddlefish)
Lineage: Eukaryota; Metazoa; Chordata; Actinopteri; Acipenseriformes; Polyodontidae
Product: kunitz-type protease inhibitor 1-like
Exons: 9
Coding region: 374-1651 (425 amino acids)
Molecular function (GO): serine-type endopeptidase inhibitor activity
Source: RefSeq, a predicted model, not a curated record
CUAUUGUGGAGAUAAAAUACGACAAGAAAGACCCUUUUAAGGAUUUUUUGGGUAAUGUAAACCUGUUGCUCUGACAUCACACAAGGAAGUGAAGAGGUGGGUUUAAGACGAGACAAGAAGAAACAUUUGAAGUCAGACGACUCAGCGUGCGGAGAAAAGUCUUUUAUAUUGCGUGUUUCCAGAGGGGAACAGGCAGCGCUUGACGGACUUUAGAUUAAAAAGAAAAGAAUACAAAGGAGCAGAACGGUAGCGUUUUAUUUGCCUGUGGUUAAAAACAAAGUUUACCAAAGAAGCGCAGUUAUUUAAAAAAUAAAUACGCACGGAGCUAGAUUUCUAACACCGUACUAGUUGUGUUGUUAUUAUAACAGCAACAAUGGCACAUGUGUGUUGCUUCUCGUUUCUGUUGCUGUUCGCUGUUUUGGGAACGAUUGCCACUGGGGCCGAAGACCAAAACGGAGAAAACGUCUGCUCGGCUACUUUCGAGGCGAGCCCCGGUGCUGGACUGGACCCCAAGUCCUUCGACCACGGCGCAGCCUACGCCGCUCACCUGGGCGAAGUCUCGGACGCGGAGAGCUGUCUCCAAGCGUGCUGCGACAGCACCCAGUGCAGCCUGGUGCUGCUGGAUCGCUCCGGGGCGAAGACUCAGUGCUACCUGGUAAACUGUGUCGCGGAAGGGACCGGGCAAAACGCCUGUGUCACCACGCCCGACGCCCAUUUCGACAGCUACCGCAAGCGAGAAGGCGAUAGCAGGUCUUCCAGCGACUAUCAAGAGAAGUGCCACGCCCCUAUCGAGGUGGGGCCCUGCCGCGCCGCUUUCCCGCACUUCAACUACGACCCGGUGAACCAGAUCUGCAGGGAGUUCAUCUACGGGGGCUGCAAGGGCAACGCCAACAACUAUGAGAGCAGGGAGGACUGCGAGCGGGCCUGCACCGGCGUCCGAGCUGACGAGACCUCGCCCAACGACAUCCCCCUGGUGUCCAAGAGCAUAUCCAAGCCUGUGGAAUUUGAAGUUCCCACCCGUGAUGCUGGACUGACAAAGGAGUACAGAGACUCGUGUGAGGUGGCUCCCGUGGUCGGUCCGUGUCGAGCCUCGAUGCCGCGGUUCUUCUAUAACAGCUCCUCUGGCUCCUGCCAGCUCUUCAUCUACGGGGGCUGCAAAGGAAACAACAACAACUACCAAACGCAGGCAGAGUGCCAGGCCAAGUGCUCCGUGAAUCAACUUCCUGUCCACAUGCCGGUGGUGAAGCAUGCACCAGCUGAAUACAAAGAUUACUGCCUGGCCCAGGUGGAAGUGGGGCCCUGCCGCGCUGCCUUCCGCAGCUGGUACUACGACCCCACCGUCCAGGACUGCCUGCCCUUUGUCUUCGGGGGCUGCGGGGGGAACCGGAAUCGAUACAGCUCCGCCCAGGACUGCUUGAGCCACUGCGCCGGGGGGCCAGCAGCACAUGGGGACAGAGAGCAUCCAGGUCAUGGUUUUCUGAACCACCAUCACCGCGCAGCGUUUGUCCUGACCGCGGUGCUGGCAGUGAUGACGGUGCUGCUGGUCGUGGUUCUGAUCGUCGCCUCUCUCCGGAAGACUCGAGAGCGCCAGCGGCUGGUCAUCGAUGACAAAGAGGAGCUGCUGCCAUCUGCUGGGAGUGAGAAGGCCUGAGCGACAAAACCAGUGCUCCCAUUUCACCUGUCUGUCUUCCACGAUUCCUUUUCUCUCUCUGUGUACUUUUUAUUCCUUUGUCACCACUCCCCCCCCCCCUCGCCCAUCUCUCCAGAGAUAGCUGUAGGUGCCAACCUCAAGCAUGAAUAAAGAAAAUCCCCACUUGAUAUCCUGUGCAAAUGGUACUAAACUUGUGUCUCGCUUUGAAACUCAAGCCUUGGGUUAGGAUAUGGUAAGAUAAUACAUCUACAAGUCCAGCAGGUGUCGCUGUGCAGUGUGCCAUGUCCUACCCUGACUGAUCACAAGAGGGGAAAUUCUGCUUCUUAAAUUGUGUGGGUCACUCCACAUUAGGGGGGGGUCUUAUUUUUAACUCCUGCAGAAAGACUGGAGAGAGGGUUCGGAAUAUCUUGAUUUAUUAUAAACGUCCGCAAACCAUUCACUCUUCAAGUUCACAGGUGAUAUAAUGUAACUCCUCUGUGUUCUGGAAUUGCGUGUGUUGAAUUUUUUUUAACCUAUAUUCUGAAUUUAAGUGUGUGUUUUGAAAGUACAUAAGUUAAAACCAAAAUAAUGUUUUUAAUGUGCUGUGUAUUGGUGGCUGGGCUUAUUUUGUAUAAUUUUAAAAAAGUUUUCCAGUGUUGCUGUAGAACCUUACAUCUCCCAGACUCUCCUGUCAUCCUGUUUCUUCCUCCCCUAGUCCUGAUCCCUUUUCCUUUCCCACUCCUCCCUUCCUAACCCCCCAGACUUUCUGAACAGGCUUGAAAUUGGCUUCCUUUUGACAAGACUUGCGCAGAAUGAUUUUACAGCACUGAAUGGUUCUCUCUCUCUCUUUUUUUUAAAGAAACUAUUGUUUGGUACCUUUUGUUAGUUUUAAAUUGUAUUAAAUGAUUAGCUGUCAAACACCUUUUCUGUGUGUUUCUUUAGGAUGGGAACUGCAAUAUUAAGGCACGAAACUUGUUUAACACUAUGAAUGAUUAUUAUUAUUUUUAAACCUUAAAUGAAAAGAAAUAUGUACUUUUGGAUGUUCUAGACUUCUCAAAUAAACAAGAUGGUAGUUCGA